Molecule: messenger RNA, 447 nt
Organism: Mus musculus (house mouse)
Lineage: Eukaryota; Metazoa; Chordata; Mammalia; Rodentia; Muridae
Product: predicted pseudogene 5899
Exons: 1
Coding region: 65-352 (95 amino acids)
Source: RefSeq, a predicted model, not a curated record
UAGAAAUUAAAACAUAGAAUUGGGAAGAAGUAGCAAAGACAACCCCUGAACGGACCAAAUCCACAUGCUGUGUUCAGCAACAACAUCCCCUGCAGCCACCAUGAUCAAAAGAAAGGCUGAAGGGGAUGCUAAAGGAGACAAAACCAAGGCUAAAGAUGAGCCACAAAGAAGAUCUGCAAGGUUGUCUGCUAAACCUGCUCCUCCAAAGCCAGAACCCAAACCUCAAAAGGCCCCUGCGAAGAAGGGAGAGAAGGUGCCCAAGGGGAAGAGGGGGAAAGCUGAUGCCUAUAUGGAUGCGAAUAAUCCUGCAGAAAAUGGAGAUGGCAAAACAGACCAGGCACAGAAAGCAUAAGGUGCUGGAGAUUCCAAGUGACCUGUCUGCAUUUUUGAUAACCGUGUACUUCUGGUGACUGUACAGUUUGAAAUACUAUUUUUUAUCAAGUUUUA